ACACACACACACACACACCACACACACACACACAUAUACACAUACACAACACACUCUCACACACACUUCAGAUCACCUGCGGAUGGAUUUUUAAAACGCGAAUCAAGCGGAGGCAGACGGACAUGGAUCAGCUGUUUGAGGGACUUUUUUAACCUUUUAAUCCGAAUGGCACUUACCAGUCGCCGUGGAACAUGUGGAUUACUACCGUUUAAACCGCGAACGUGAAGAGGACACGGAGAUUUUGGCAGGUGAACCCGAUUAACUGUCCGAUAAUCAAAGUAACGGAGUACUGAAGUGCAAUUUUGAAGGACUUAUACUUUACAUUUUCUCGUUCUACUCCUCUACAGUUCAGAGUUAACCGGGAUAAAUAAUUCAGCUGUGGUGGAAGUGGACUCCCUGCUGGUUCUGGAGGAUGGCGGGCUGGAAUCAGGGCGCCGCUCUCCCACUGGUUCUGAUGGUUCUGCUUGACCUUCAGCGGGUCGCCGGACGAUCGCCCCACGAAACGCAGAAGAACAUCACGCUGGCCGUCAUCUUGCCCCAGAACAACACAAACUACCCGUGGGCAUGGCCUCGCGUCGGGCCCGCCCUGGAGCGAGCCGUCAGAACCGUGAACGCCGACGCCUCGCUGCUCCCGGACCACGUCCUCAUCUACCGCUUCAACAGCAGCGAGGACAAGGGCGGCGUCUGCUCCGAGUCGCUCGCCGCGCUCAUGGCUGUUGACCUGAAGCUAACGUACGACCCGUGGGCUUUCAUCGGGCCGGGCUGCUCCUACACCUCGUCGCCCGUCGGCCUCUUCACCACCCACUGGGACGUUCCCAUGGUUACAGCGGGCGCCUCGGCGGUCGCCUUUGACGGCGGCGUCUACCCGUCCAUCACCAACACGGGCCCGACGCACAAGAAGCUCGGGAAGUUCGCCCUGCGGAUCUGCGAGCACUUCGGGUGGCGGGAACACGUGAUGCUCAUUUUCAGCGACAAAAAGGAAGACGACCGGCCGUGCUACUUUGCGGUCGAGGGUUUGCACGCGGAGCUGGAGAGCAUCAACAUCACGCUGGAGGAGCGAGUGUUCGCGGAGAACAAACCGGUCAACUACUCGCAGAUCAUCCUCGAUAUCCAGAACGAUGGCCGAGGGGGAAGUCCAUGGAAAUUCUGUGAAAAAAGCCUAGCUGCAGCGGCUGCAGAGACCCCAACAUGCCGGGAGUGCAGAACAAAAGGGUUGAAUACAGAGUCAAUCUAGGCAACUCUUCCCAGAUCAUCACAGAGACGAAGAGGUGGGGUACACGAGACAAAGAGGUACACGAGAUAAAGAGGUGG
This is a messenger RNA of Gymnodraco acuticeps, 1311 nucleotides long. RefSeq names its product atrial natriuretic peptide receptor 1-like. Bases 413 to 1234 code for a protein of 273 amino acids. The record is from RefSeq and is a predicted model, not a curated record. Gene Ontology annotation, biological process: vasodilation; regulation of blood pressure. NCBI's taxonomy places the organism in Eukaryota, Metazoa, Chordata, Actinopteri, Perciformes, Bathydraconidae. Gene Ontology annotation, molecular function: peptide hormone binding; natriuretic peptide receptor activity. The transcript is spliced from 3 exons.